AUGUUUUCUUCGCCACUUGCUUCGAGGGCUGCAGUUGGCCUUCUAUUCACUGCUCUCUCAUGUGCUACCGCACAAUCUAUUUCUGGGGGAAAGCUUCUAACUGGAGGUGGGGCGCCUGGCGCUGCACCAUACGAGCUGGUGGACGACUACGACCCAUCUGUCUUUUUCUCCAAAUUCAACUACUACGACAGCUACGAUCCCACCUAUGGCCACGUUCAAUAUGUCAAUGAGUCUGUUGCAGUGCAGAAUCGCUACACCUACUAUUCGGAAGAGGGCAAUUCGGCUGUCAUCAAGCCAGACACCAUUGGCAUUUGGCCCAAUGGCGGCAAGGGAAGGCCCAGUGUUCGGAUCACCAGUGACAAUACCUACAAUCAUGGACUCUUCAUCAUGGACAUGAAGCAUAUGCCCACGGGUUGCGGUACGUGGCCAGCGUACUGGCUACUCGGGCCUGAUUGGCCGCGCACUGGCGAGAUAGACAUCAUCGAAGGCACCAACACUGCGGAAUUCAACACCAUAUCUCUCCACUCCACGGCAGAAUGUACCAUUGCCGGCAGUGGUCAGACUGGAUCGUUUGAGAAUAGCAUUUGCGAUGUGAAUCAAAAUGGCAAUUCCGGAUGCGGUUCUCAACUKACUAAUUUCACCGCUCUGCCCAACAACUACGGCGUGAGUUUCAACGACAAUAAGGGAGGUGUAUACGCCACUGAGUGGACCUCAGAGUAUAUCAAAACCUGGUGGUUCCCGAGGCAAUCAAUCCCGAGCAGCAUCACAUCUGGAGCCCCUGACGUUGCAGAUUUCGGCAUUCCAGCCGUCAACGCGCAAGGAAGCUGUGAUUUCGACGCUCGCUUCCAAAACAUGAGCGUCAUUCUCAAUAUUGAUUUCUGCGGAGCUUGGGCUGGCAACGUCUACUUCAACAGCUAUCCCAACUGUCCACAAUCAGCAAACGCCGCAUCCGACCCAAUCGGUUCAUGUGUUGACUAUGUCGGCAACAAUCCCGACAAGCUGGGGGAAGCGUACUUUGAGAUUUACUCGUUCAAAGUCUAUCAGAUGCCCAGCGACGUUAUUCCGACAUCUUCAUACAGCACAAGCCUCUCGUCAGUCACACCAGUAGGAACCUCGAACAGUAUCCCGCUUGGUAUGGGUGCCACCACAUCGACUAUAUCCUCCGCUCCGCCUUUCACUGGUUCCGUGGCCGGCCCAGCAGCGACGAAUCCCCCGCAAGCUUGCCCGCAGUACGACCAAAGUAUAAUUUUGAACAGCAAUGGCCAGCAAGAUCUGAUAUACUGCGGUUUUGACUGGACUGGUCCGAAUCUUGGCAUCCCAGAUACAGUGGCCAGCUUCGAUGUAUGCUUGGUUCUCUGCGACAACACUGCAGGAUGUGAGUCUUUGACCUACACUGGUGGCAACGGUUCGGGACUGUGCUAUCUUAAGCCCGUUGGCGCUACUUUGGUCGAAUUCCCAAACGUCAAUGCUGCAAGAAGGGUCGAUGGCGCGGCGUCUGGCUCAUCCUCUACACGGGGAACUUCCACCGCGUCGGCGUCAUCUUCCACCACACCGGCAUCAUCUUUCAUAUCUUCUGCGGCCGUUACAUCUGUUUCACCCACCACAACAAGCGCCUCUGGAAGUACUGCCACCGUUGCUGCUUCGGUGGCUACCUGUCCCCAAAACAACCUAAACCAUGUGAUCGACAACUGUGGAGUUGAAUAUAUCAUGAAUUGCGGGACUGAUACUUCAUCUGGAUCUUUUGUUGGUGUUCAAGUGGCAUCUGUUGGCGCUUGCUUCGAGCUAUGUUCAAGUGGAGCACGAGGGGCCUGCUCAGCCUUUGGAUACGAGACUGAUUCGAGAUUUUGCUAUCUCAAGCAAGGAACAAACGAGCAUUUUCAAGAUGUCCGUCCUGGUGUGAUUGGUGCCAUCCAGGUCGCUUAUCUCAACUCGCCAAAUGCGCCAACAAAUUCGGUGAGCAGGACUUGCAUUGCAAGCACUGUAUCAUUCCCGUCUUCCACCGGGACAACUGCAGGCGGCUCGACGGCAUCAAGCAGUUCUUCUACCUUGAGUCUAACAGCCAGGUCCGUAUCAGGUUCGCCAACUUCUGCAGUCGUUCCAAGUAGUUCUGCAGCUGGAAGUUUGUCCACGAGGAGCUCAUCUGCUCCCACAACCAGCAUCUCGUCCGCUGUCAGCAGUGUCCUCUCUACGACAUCGUCGCGAACAUCAAUUUCAUUCUCGGCAACCCUUGGAACAUCAUCUGCACCGUCAGCUUCGACCGCCAUAUCUUUGCCGAGUGUCUCUAGCUCGACUCCUGUCCUAUCGGCCACAAGCUCCCAAGCUGUCGCGUCGUCCACCGUGGUCCCGGAGACCAUAACAAGCAUGGUGGGCAGCAUCUCGGUAACUUUUUGCCCAGACUGCGUUGUACCGACUACAUUAAGCACAACAUCUGCCAUUCCAUCAUCAGGGACCACAGUAGCCGCAUGUCCGACGCAAACGGCCGAGAUUUGCAGCACGCAGGGCGAAAUACAACAGCCAAUCACGUGUGCAUCCCCAGGCGAGGCACCUUACGCCGUUACAUGUGGAAUUGUAUACACUGGUACCGAGAUACCGGAUGAUCAGAUCAAAAUUUCCAGGAAUGCUAGAAAUGCCACGAGACUCGCAACCCGCUCAGCUAUCCUUAAGCGCUUCUCCAGUCCAGAUUUUGGAACCUGUCAAGCUGCCUGUGACAAUACUGAAAGCUGUGUCGCUCUCAACUACGUCGACACCGAAUGUACUCUGUUCAGCGCCGUUGAUGGUACCGCACUUCAGCCUGGAGGGGUGGGUGCUGCCCAAAUCGAUGGUGCACCAAUUGCAGAGGGCGACGAGCCUACCUGUCCACAGUCUAUUGGGACGACGUACAUUUCCGAACGAGCGGUGAAUUAUACGAUCUCAUGCUCGUACAGAUAUGAUGGGAGCAAUAUCGUUGUGUUCGCUGGAGAUGCAUUCAGCGAAUGUGUGCCGCUUUGCGAUACCUUCAGAAACUGCGUCGGGAUUCAGUAUGAUACGGAUUCUCGAAUGUGCUAUCUGAAAUCCUUCUUUGGAACGCCCAGUUUUGACAAUACUGGGAGCUCCGUUGUUGGUAGGAAGGUAGCUGUUGUGCUUACAAGCUCGACGCUCACUUCACGUUCGACGUCGACUUCAGCGUUGAGCUCAGGGGUCAGCUCUGCGUUAACUUCAGAGGCAAGCUCUACACUAAGCUCUUCACUAGGUUCUAUUCCAAGCUUAAUGUCGAGCUCGGGAGGCAGCCUGGGCAUUUCAUCAAUCACAUUAGGCAUGAGCUCUGCUGCAGGCCCAACUGUCACMGCUACUACAGGGGUAACCACGACAGGGCCCGUGGUGACCAUCACUCCAUCUGGGGAUCUGUCGGGGGUAAUCACCGCCACGACAGUAAUCGUGUCUACACUCCCACCCGGUGCUUCUAUCACAAGAGUAACAAGCGGUUCUUCGACCGGCUCUUUCUACGUGUUUACGACUACAUCCGUCCCUCCCCCCAGCGGCAGUGGGAACAUUCCUUCGGGAAGCUGCAUGGAAGAGAUAUGCUUUGACUGCGGGCUGAUUCCCAUUGUGACCACCAACUGCGGCGGAACGACUACCGGGAUGAUUCCUCCCACCGAUUUCUCAAGCCUCACAACUGCUCCGUCGACAAUCUUGAUCACGUCUGGUGGUACUACCUACACUAGCCGGGCGCCGACAUCCACUCCCUCUGCGACCGCGACCGCCACCGCGGCAUGCCCCACACAGACAGCCUCUCUUUGCGCCUCCUCCAGCAAGGAGCUAUCGUGUUCAUCUCUGGGCGGAUUUAUCUACGAGCUAACGUGCGGCGUCAUUGUCUUGGGGCUUGAAAUACUCGAUGAACUUGUCAACCUACUCGACAAGCGCUUUGUCGCAGCGGACGUCGGCAGCUGUUUGUCUGCCUGCGACAACACUGCGUCUUGUGUUGCCUUCAACUACGUCGAGAGCGAAUGCACCCUAUUCAGCAGCGUGAGCGGAACAUCGAUCCUGGCGGGAGCUGUUAGCGGCGUCCAAGUCGGCACAACUGGCGGCGGUCAAGCUCCGACGACGAUAACUGUAACGUCGUAUAAUGGUCUCUGUCCAUCUCUGACUGCAGGUGGAACCGGUACCGCGACGGUGUACAACACAUUCACCAUCACUAGCUGUGCAGCUCAGCCAAUUUGCCCCAAUCCCGGGUUCGUGAUCAUCGGAGGGAGUACCACAGUCCCUGGCGGCGUUGUUGUCACGACUACCAAUGGCAAUGGUCYGCCAAUUACUUACACGCAGAUUCAGACUAGCGACAUUCCCAUCACCACGACAAACAGCAAUGGUGCUACUGUUGUGUACACRCAGACCGCGGCCCCGAUUUACUCUGGUGGAGCAGGCAGCGGCCCUGGUAAUGGUGGCAGUGGAGCUGGGACCGGGCCAGGCACAGGACCUGGUACUGGCUUCAACACGAUCACCGAGACUACGACCAACAGCAACGGCAUGACAUACUAUAUUACACAGACACCGACGCCAGCUGGUACAGGAGCAGGAACCGGCCCGGCUGUGAUUACUACAACAGAUAGCCGUGGAAGCACAGUGAGAUACACAGUCACCACCACCUUGGUCUCAACAGCAGCCGGCACCGGACCUGGAACAGGACCAGGCACAGGGCCAGGCACAGGAGCAGGCACAUGA
Ramularia collo-cygni is the source of this 4695-nucleotide messenger RNA. RefSeq lists its product as uncharacterized. NCBI's taxonomy places the organism in Eukaryota, Fungi, Ascomycota, Dothideomycetes, Mycosphaerellales, Mycosphaerellaceae. Bases 1 to 4695 code for a protein of 1564 amino acids. The record is from RefSeq and is a predicted model, not a curated record. Gene Ontology annotation, biological process: glucan catabolic process. The transcript has 4 exons. Gene Ontology annotation, molecular function: hydrolase activity, hydrolyzing O-glycosyl compounds.